Saimiri boliviensis boliviensis (Bolivian squirrel monkey) is the source of this 1351-nucleotide messenger RNA. The record is from RefSeq and is a predicted model, not a curated record. NCBI's taxonomy places the organism in Eukaryota, Metazoa, Chordata, Mammalia, Primates, Cebidae.
GCGGAAGGAGCAGGCGGCCGCGGCGUCCCUCUUGCCCUGGGCUCUCGGUUCCUCGGCCUCGGCGUGCGUUCGGCAGCUCGCCUGCCAGUUGAUGAGACCACCUAUGCUCACUGGAAACGGUCCACGGGGCUGCCGUCUCCCCUCCAUCUCCAGCGUGACCUGUGCCAGAGAGCCGGAGAAGGUUCCAGAGAAAAGGGACUCUGGCAUGACCAAGGCGGAGAGGACCUACAGUGCUAGCUGCAGUGAUUUUCUGGAAUCUAAGGAAUGUUUUGCGAACACAACAUCCUCUCACAAAAGUGUCAGUUCCUCUUCUUCUGUUGAAACAGGCCCAAGCAUCAGUGAGUCUCCAGGCCUCCCCAGAGUGUCUGCUUACCUAGACAGUACUGCUGACUUGGAUCGGAAAUCCUCCUCCUCACAUUCUGAGCACUCCUCUGAAACAUCAUUGCCUGCAGUCCAGAAGCAUAAGUAUCCUGAGGAAUUCAGCCUGCUUAAGUUGCAGACAAAAGAUGGGCAUCGUCCUGAGUGGACAUUUUACCCAAGGCUUAGCAGCAAUAUCCACACCUACCACGUUGGAAAGCAGUGCUUUUUUAAUGGAGUCUUCCUCGGCAACAAGAGGUCUCUAUCAGAGAGGACGGUGGACAAAUGCUUUGGGAGAAAGAAAUACGAUAUUGAUCCCAGGAAUGGAAUCCCAAAGCUAACUCCAGGGGAUAAUCCAUAUAUGUACCCAGAACAGAGUAAAGGCUUUCACAAAGCAGGAUCAACACUCCCACCAGUGAACUUUUCAAUAGUGCCUUAUGAAAAGAAAUUUGAUACAUUUAUUCCACUUGAGCCUCUUCCACAAAUUCCCAGCUUGCCUUUCUGGGUGAAGGAGAAGGCCAACAGUUUGAAGAAUGAGAUACAAGAGGUUGAGGAGCUUGACAACUGGCAGCCGGCAGUGCCCUUAAUGCACAAUCUACUCUUUUCUGGCCGCAGAAACCAUGAGUAAAAAAAAAACCCAUACAACUGUUAGAUGAUUGAACUUCUGGAGUUGCAGGACUACAUUGCAUCCCCUGAAAAUCAGGGCAGUUUUCCCUGGAUCUGGUGUUUUCUGUGGGUACAUCUUGAUGGCCAGGCCUUAUUCCACUGCACCUCAGCAGCUGGCAGGUAGAGUUCCACUGCCAACUUCGGGCAGGAAGAGUAUGUCUGUGUGUGUUGGGGAGACAAAGGCAUAGAGAAAGGCCACAUGGGAAAAAUAUGUGCAUAUCAUAGCUGUUCCAGCUUUUGCUUCUUUCCAGCUACAAAGAGGUUGAACCUAUUAGAUGUAAAGAUCCCCUUCACCUCACUGUAGGUUCUUUGGUAAAUAUAAACGUGU